AUGAUUGGUAAUGAGACGACAGAACUUCUUAGUGGAGGAGAACGAGAAGGCUACGGAAACUCUGAGUUGGCCCGGAAUGUCCGAAGUGCCUCCGCAGGAGCCUUGGGAGGAUCUGCAAGCUUAGGAAACUUUCGAAUUGCCGAGGAACCCAAGGUUAAUGGAUUACCCAAGUCCUAUAGUGUAUCAGCAGAUGGAAGUCCGUCAUAUCUGACACCGUCGGAACUUGGAAGGCAAGAAUUGUACACUCAGGUUCCUUUUACAGCUGUCUUUGGACUGCAAAAAUUAGAGCGCUCCAUUUCCGGUGCCUUUGCCAACUAUGCUGCAGAAGUGGAUACCUCUACUUUACAGGGACUUUCGGAAGAAGAACGAAACCUUCGGUCGUCUCGUGCCAGCAUGAUCAUCUUGGAUGAACUUGAGUUUGAUGCACAGGUGGUCACGGCUCCUCUGGUCUUUGCCAUUAUUGUUGCCGCGGCAUCGCAGUUCUUGGUGGGAUACAACACAGGUGUUAUGAACGCACCCGAGAAGGUUGUCUUUCCAGGUCACAGUACCGGUCUCUGGUCACUUGCUGUCGCUGCCUUUGCUGUAGGUGGACCUUUUGGGGCCAUUGUUGGUGGCAAAAUGGCCGAUCAACGUGGGCGUAGGGGAGCGCUCUUGUUGGAUACUUGGACAUUCAUGCUGGGUGGCCUUUUGCAGACAAUUGCUCCUGACAUGUACACCAUUAUCAUUGCUCGUUUCAUUAUUGGUUUUGCCAGUGGAUACUCCUCGGUCUUGGUUCCAAUUUAUUUGGGAGAAUUGGCACCGCCCACGCUUCGUGGAUUGCUGGGAACCUUGACGCAAUUUGCUUUGGUUAUUGGAAUUCUGAUUGCGAAUUUGUUGGCCUUUCCUUUUGCUAAUGAAAACACCUGGAGAGUAAUUUUUGCUGUAACACCCUUGAUUUCUUUGCUCCAGUUGCUCUUUUCUCCCUUUCUGUUGGAGUCGCCCCGUUGGUUGUUGAACCGGGACCCAAACUCUUUGCGAGCACGAUACAUUAUCAAGCGCUUGCGUGGAUUGCGACAUGAUCAUGAAGUUGAGGCAGAAGUUGGCAACUUUGUCAUGGGAGAGGCAGCGCAAAAGCAGACCGAAGCAACCACCACUGCUGUCCUGUCAGAAAUGAUUUCGCAUCCCAAGCUUCGCAAACUACUAAUGUCAUGCAUCAUCCUUCAAGUGGCACAGCAAUUCAGUGGUAUCAACGCGGUUUUCUAUUACUCGACAGCUUUCUUUGAUGGCAUCAUCGAUAAUCCUUUGGUGGGGACAACCAUUGUUGGAGCUGUCAAUGUCUUGGCAACCUAUGUCGCACUCCUUCUUAUGGACUCCUGCGGCCGCAAGAGCCUGAUCUUGUGGUCCAGUGGAGGCAUGUUCAUUGCGUGUGUGGUCAUUGUCUUGUCUCUCAAGGGAAUUUUAGGCAACAUGUUUGCGUUGUUGGCAGUCAAUGUCUAUGUUUGCUUUUUUGAAAUCGGUCUUGGGCCGAUCCCAUGGCUGAUUGUGGCCGAAAUGUUUGAAGGCAAAUACGUUGCCUCGGCCAUGAGUUUGUGUUGCCAAGUCAACUGGGCGUGUAACUUUAUCAUUGGUUUGGUUUUUCCAUACAUGAACCAAUACCUUGGCCCAUGGUCCUUUGGACCCUUUGGGCUUGUCUUGGGCAGCGUCUUUGUCUUUGCCCUCUCUGUUUUGCCCGAAACUCAGGGUACCACACCAGACGAAUUGAUUGCCGAGAUGACCAGGAAGAACUCGAGAAGCAUGGUCUACGAAGUGAAUGAGGAAGAUGCUGGAGCCAUCGAUAUGGAAUGGCGCAAGGCAAUGGAGCAGCUGAUGGAAGAAGAACAAACACAGAUGCACUCUGGAACAUAUGAUUAUGGUUUCAAACCAGUCGAUGGGCUUGGGAAUAGCCAGCGCGAUAAUUUUAUCUAG
This is a messenger RNA of Cylindrotheca closterium, 1944 nucleotides long. NCBI's taxonomy places the organism in Eukaryota, Bacillariophyta, Bacillariophyceae, Bacillariales, Bacillariaceae. The record is from the annotation of a GenBank genome assembly.